GCAUACAAGUCCCUAACGUUUCUAUACAAAGCCAGAGCUACUGUCAAAGCCGCGCUAUUAUAGAAAAACAAUCACCACCUUCAGAUUCGAGAAUUCAGCGCCCAAAACAGGUCGCCGGUAGUUUUUUUUUUUUUGCACGUGCUCAGACCUUGUUGGCUACUGGGAGAUGUGACGUCAUGUAGAGUCUUGGUACACCCAAUCACAAGACUAGUCUCAACUGGAGCGCGGUGUUUUUUUUUUUAUUAUUAUUAUUAAGGGGCGUAUUUUUCGAGUCUAUUUAAUUAUAAACCAACGUUCGUUGUAGUCCGGACGCUGAGCUGUAAUGUCACGUGUGUAUUUGGAAAAUACAUGGAGAUUGUAAAAAUGAUAAUACUGCACAAAUGGUCCGAAAGUGGUAUUUAGGAACGUUUUUGUAGGAAGUCACCUCAGUGGAUGGCUUGAGGAAGCUACAGAAGAUGACGCUGUCUACCUGAAUAUGACCAGCUUUCCAUACACAGUGAUCAAUAAACAGUAAGUUUCCACCUUUAAAUCACUAAACGGUUAGGCUAGCUCGGUGAUUGAUGAUGCUCGUGUAGCGCCGCAGAUCUGAAUUUAACAAACGGCCGCAGCACUGCUGCCUUUUCUGAUUAGUUCAAGAGACAGAUACAGGCAAAGCUGUUUGUUCUUUAUAGUUUAACUCAGCAGUAUUAUAUAAACACGAAUAACAAAGAGCAGUAGUGCAUUACAUGAUUAUUUCCUUUUUUCCGGAUUAAUAAAUGCUGUGUUCACAAAAAUUAAGGUAUUUUGUUAUCAGUGUAAACCAUCGGAGACCAGAUUGUCUCUCUGUGCUGUUAAAAUGGCUGACUCUCAGCACAGUCUUGCUUCAGCAUUGGUAUUUAACCGCGCUGCAACCAAACUAUAUCACCUGGUAGAAAGGAAUCACACAGCUCUGCUUGGCAAUUGGCCUAAAUUAGACACGUGGUUUCAGUCUGUCUUCUGAUAGGUUUGGUUACAGUGAAACCUAUUUCCAAGAUACAUGCCGUUCAGGCCGAUACCCCAAACAAAUGCAAUAUUCCUGUCCAGAUAGGUAUAAAAGAUUUUAAAAUGAAGAAGCUAAGGAGACGAAGUUGUCAGAUUGCAUUCAGCAGAGGCAGAGGAAGGAGCAGUUCCUCCAACCACACAGACCAGGAUAUUCUUCUCCGCACUCCUUCCCCAUGUAGGCUCAACUUCUCAAUAUCCAAAGACACACUCACAUAUGCCCAGUCUCAGAAAAUGGUGGAGGUAGAGCUUGAGGGGAGAGUUCAUCGUAUUAACAUUUCUGACCCACUCAAACUCAUCACAGAGGAUGAGAUGCUGGCGCAGGACCUGACAGAGUGCAACAGCAACAAAGAGAACAGUGACCAGAUUGCAAGCUAUGCUCAGCAGGACCACACUGUCUCUUUACCUAAGGACAAGAGGAAAGACAGCAAACAUAGUGGUAGGAGUAGACGCUGUGUUGGCCAACACUACACCCACAACCAGCUGAGCUCAUCUCAUCACAAUCAGUUAGUGAGCCCUCUACCUAAGCCCACCUUCCACAGGGUGGACAACUACUUCCCAUCAGAGGCUCUUCCUCUUCCUAUGGCCUACUACCGCUACAUGGAGAAGUCCAGUGAGGAGCUGGAGAAGGAGGCGGAGUAUGACAUGGAUGAGGAAGACAUGGCUUGGCUGGAGAUUGUCAAUCAGAAACGUGUGUCAGAUGGGCAUGCCUCAGUCUCUCCUGACACAUUUGAGUUAUUGAUUGAUAGGUUGGAGAGGGAAUCCAUUCUGGAGUCCAGGACCCAAGCCUUGUCCCAGAGCACCAUUGAUGAGGAUGCUUUCUGCUGUGUGUGCCUGGAUGACGAGUGCCUUAACAGCAAUGUCAUCCUGUUUUGUGACAUCUGCAACUUGGCUGUGCACCAGGAGUGUUACGGAGUGCCCUACAUACCCGAAGGCCAGUGGUUAUGCCGCCGCUGCCUGCAGUCCCCCUCUCGGCCUGUGGACUGCGUCCUUUGCCCAAAUAGAGGAGGUGCAUUUAAACAGGCCAGCGAUGGCCGCUGGGUCCACGUAGUUUGCGCUAUCUGGAUCCCGGAAGUUUGCUUUGCUAACACAGUAUUCCUAGAGCCUAUAGAAGGAGUGAAUAACAUUCCCCCUGCAAGAUGGAAACUCACUUGCUACCUGUGCAAGCAGAAAGGGAGGGGGGCCUCCAUUCAGUGCCACAAGGCCAACUGCUACCGUGCAUUUCAUGUCACUUGCGCUCAGCGGGCUGGGCUCUUCAUGAAGAUUGACCCAGUGCGGGAGACUGGCACCAACAACACCACAUUCACUGUGAAGAAGACUGCCUUCUGUGGGAACCAUUCUCCUCUUGGAGCAUGUGAAGUGGGGUACAGUGAAGAGGGUGGAGGCUUUGUAAGGGGUAGGGGUCAAAGGUCAUACACUCUAGUACCCACAAUUCAGCAAAAUCAGCAUGGGAGCAAAAAGGGUUUGGUUACACAGCAAAAAAAGAAGACAAGAAAGAAUGCAGAUGGAGUUUCACGCAAGUCGGCAGUGCCACUACUCCUCGUGCCCCAAAUCCCAUCCUACAGGCUUAAUAAGAUUUGCACAGGCGUGCCAGUACAGAGGAAGAACCAGUUCAUGCAGAGGCUUCAUAAUUAUUGGCUGCUAAAACGUCAUUCCCGUAAUGGAGUUCCACUCAUCCGUCAGCUCCACUCACACCUACAGGUUCAGAAGACAGAAGAGAGGGAGCCGGAUGCCAAAGUGCAGGCGUUGAGGGUGGAGCUGAAAUACUGGCAGAAGCAGCGGCAGGACCUAGAGAAAGCUCGACUCUUGAUCGAGCUCAUCCGCAAGAGAGAGAGGCUCAAACGUGAACAGCUAAAACUGCAGCAGGUGACUUUGGAGCUCCAGCUCACUCCAGCCUUAGUACUGCUGCGCUCCACACUAGAGCAGCUGCAAGAAAAAGACACUGCUUGCAUCUUCAUUUCACCCGUCAAUCUGUCUGAGGUUCCAGAUUAUCUGGAGUUUGUUUCUGAGCCCAUGGACUUCUCUACCAUGCGUGAGAAGCUGGAGGCACAUAAGUACAGCUCCGUGGCAGAUCUGGAGGCUGACUUCAACUUAAUGGUGUCUAACUGCCUGCGGUACAAUUCCAGUGACACAGUGUUCCACAAAGCUGCCAUGCAGCUCAAGGAGGUGGGUGGUGCCAUCUUGCGGCACGCCCAGCGCCAGGCUCUUAGCACAGGAUUUGACCUUUCCACAGGAAUGCAUCUUCCAGACUCAGCCAGCAAAGUGAACUCCAGCCAGUCCUGCUGGGACAAGGUGGACAUGCUUUUGGACCCUGGAAAUAGCUUCCCCAUGUCUCCAGAGGCCCAGCUGAAACAGCUGCUUGAAAAGCUGGACAUGUUGACAUCUAUGUGUGCCAGCGGAGAACGCACUAAACGGAUGCGACUGCUGCGCAGGGAAAUCGACAGUAUCCGGCACAAGCUCAGCUGCCAGCGGCGAACUUCACGACUGCUCAGUGGCAACAUCAAAAAGGAAGACAAGCGUGAGGAGGAAGAACGGAAUGAAAAAAUUAAUUAUGCAACAGUUAUUCCAGGGGAUGCCCCACCAAGUGCUCCAGUCUUCUGCCUGGAAAAAGGAGGAAUGAUCACCCAUGGCCAGUUUUAUAAACAGCAAGGAAGCAGAGGCAGGGGGAGAGGCAGAGGCAAGGUGAAAACUCCCAGUGAGGCUCCUGCCCAUACAGAAGUAGAAGAUGAUAAACUCCAUCUGAAGGAACGACACACUCUGGCCAUGUCCUCAAAAGAGGAGACUGAUAACAGAGUUUCUUCUCUGGACGGUUCACCCUUUUUUCCCAAGUUGGGUGUAGGCCGCCGCACAUCCAUACUAUUCAAGAAAGCUAAAAAUGGAGCCAAAUUGACCAAAAGCAUGCUGUUUUCACUCCAGAACAGAGUCAGUCCUGACCAAACAAGUGAAAAACUGCCAGAUCAUAGAUCUCAGUGGAGCCUCCUUUGCACACCACCAACCCCAAAAUCUCCUUCCAAAGAGAAUGUCUUGACAAAUGGUCUUAAAAAACAGAAGAAUAGCGUCCCAGAGUCAGAGCGUUGCUCUACUGCUUAUCAAAACAUCAGUUCUUCACCUCCCAAACACAGUCAAGGCAAACCAUCUUUAAACAAGGUCCUAGUUGGGGAGGGAGAGAGCACAAAGGCUGAUUCAGAGACUAACCUGGAGCCUCUCAGCUUGGUUUGGGCUAAAUGCAGGGGCUAUCCCUCAUAUCCUGCAAUGACAGUAGAUCCUGACAUGUCCAAAGAAGGAAUUUUUCCUAAUGGCAUUGUAAUCCCAGAACCACCUCAAGAAGUGCUGAAACUGGGUGAGCGCAGACAGAUGGAGACCGAGGACAAGCUAUUCCUUGUGCUGUUCUUCGACACAAAAAGAACCUGGCAGUGGUUACCAUUGGGCAAACUCCAUCCAAUGGGAAUCGAUGACACUGUGGAUAAACUUCGCCUGAUGGAAGGCAAGAAACCAAAUGUACGGAAGUCUGUACACAUGGCAUAUGAGCGAGCAAUGAGGCACCUCAGCCAUGUGCAUGAAAACAUGAACUUCAGCCCCCCGUCUUACAUUUAAAGCACUUUACAGUGGGAUACUCAAAAAGAUUGUCGUAGUGCUUGAAAGUGAAUCUUUAGAAAUGUUCAUAGAUAUUUUAUGUGUCAGCAUGAUAAUUUAUAUGCCGUGGAAAAAAGUCAGGUGUCAUGUGACCACUAUCAAGCAAUUUAAUAAAUGUACUGACCCAUCUCUAAAAAAAAGUAAAACUAAAAUGGGACAUCUGCAAUGACUGUUGCUGGUUAUGUUUAGGCCUACAUGCAGCCUAAUAAUCUGGUAAUAAUCUGACUGAUGGCUCAGUUGGAAUAAAAAAAAAAAAAAAAAAAAAACGUGUACACUUCCAGUAUCUGAAUCUGCAUGUGUUUGAGUCAUGAGUCACACUUCCUAGUGGAAUAAUAAGGCCCUAAAAAAACUCAGUUCAAAUGUGAGAUCAAACUAACUUUGAUAAAUACUAGUAAUAUUAAAAGAUGACUAAGGUGUAAUAUACAGUAUGUCUGUUAUACCAAUAGAUUAUGUGCACAUCAUUUUCAACAAUCAAUGCAUUCUUGUUUACUUUUUUGUGAUUAUGUUUUUGCUGAGACAGAAUUUAUAUAAAACCCAAUAAAACAAGCAGUGUGAUUAAAAAGUUUAACAUGCUGCAUUCUACACAUGUACAUAACUUUGGAUGGAAUUACAUGUAAUGUGUAGAUAAAUGAAGAUUGUCUACAGCGUUUGGAUUUAUAUACACCAAUCAACCAUAACAUUAAAACCACCUGCCUAAUAUUGUGUAGGUCCCCCUUGUGCUGCCAAAAAGCUGUGACCUGUUGAGGCAUGGACUCCACAAGACUCCUGUAGGUGUGCCCUGGUAUCUGGCACCAAGACAUUAACAGCAGAUCCUUUAAGUCCUGUAAGCUGCGAGGUGAGGCCUCCAUGGAUCAGACUUGUUUGUCCAGCAACAUCCCACAGAUGCUCGAUCGGAUUGAGAGCUGGAGAAUUUGGAGGCCAAGUCAACACCUUGCACUCUUUAUGCUCCUCAAACCAUUCCUGAACAAUUUUGGCAGUGUGACACAUUAUCCUGCUGGAAGAAGUCACUCAGGUCCUUACACAUGCCCAUUUUCCUGCUUUCAACACAUCAACUUGGAGGACUGACUGUUCACUUGCUGCCUAAUAUAUCCCACCCCUUGACAAGUGCUACUGCAACGAGAUAAUCCAUGUUAUUCACGGCACCUGUCAGUGGUUUUAAUGUUAUGGGUGUCCUUGGUCUGCAACAAUGUUUAGGUAGGUGGUACAUGAAUCCUUUCCAUAGUGCACCUUGGUGCCAUCUCUUCCCCAGGUAAGUGACGCACAUGCACCCGGCCGUCCAUAUGAUGUUAAAGAAAAUGUGAUUCAUCAGACCAGGCCACCUUCUUCCAUUGCUCCAUGGUCCAGUUCUGAUGCUCAUGUGCCCAUUGUAGGUGCUUUCGGCAGUGGACAGGGGUCAGCAUGGGUACUCUGAUGGGUCUGUGGCUACACAGCCCCAUAUGCAACAAACUGUAAUGCACUGUGUGUUCUUACACCUUUCUAUCAGAGCCAGCAUUAACAUUUUCAACAGUUUUUGCUACAGUAGCUCUUCUGUGGGAUCAGACAAGACAGGCUAGCCUUCGCUCCCCACGUGCAUCAAUGAGCCUUGGGGCUUAAGCCUUGGGAACACCCAAAAGACCUGCCGUAUUGGACCCAGUUGUCUAGCCAUCACUAUUUGGCCCUUGUAAAAGUCACUCAGAUCCUUACACUUGCCCAUUUUUCCUGCUUCCAACACAUCAUCUUCGAGAACUGACUGUUCAUUUGCUGCCUAAUAUAUCCCACCCCUUGAUAGGUGCCAUUGUAAUAAUCAAUGUUAUUCACUUCACAUGUCAGUGGUUUUAAUGUUAUGGCUGAUCGAUGUAAAUAUAUAUAAAUUUCAUUUGGAAUCUUAAAUUUGGAUUGGUAAAUAUUUGCAUAUAAACACAACCAGUGGUGUUGAAAUCAGGCAGCCAGGACACUUGGCAAAACGAUCUACUUUUUAGACAUUGGUGUUUAACAGCCAAAUCUGUCACAUUUCACCUACUAUACUUGCAUUUUUAAAAUGAUAUUGACCUUAAACCUUUGAUGGAUUGAAAUUGCAUUCACACAUUUGUUGUUUUCAUGGCUUUAUUAUUUGAGAGAACUUUUUUAAUCUCAACAUGUAAGUUUUAUUUACAAUGCAUGGAUUAAGUAGAUUUUGGGACAGACCCUGCUUUUGUAUAUAUUAAAGCAUGUAUGUAGAAGAUAUUCACUGGUUUUUAAAAUCUAAAAUGUAAAUUAAGUACUGUGAACAUUUUACAUUUAAUUUUUAUUUCUAUUGUGUGGUUACAAAAUUAUUUAAUAGUAAGGAUAUUGUUUAAUUUUAAGGAUUUCAUUUUUAACAAUGCUCUGCAGAGCAUAAUAAGAAACCUUCUGCAUGUGCAAGUCAAAAAAGUAAGUAGGUCCAUAGAUCAUGUAUACAAAGUAAAAUAGAAAAAAUAAUUUUUAAGCCUGUAAAAUCAACUCAGUGUGCCAAACAUGCCUGAAAGUAUUUUGUGAGAAGAGAAAUAAAUACACUGUUGUUUGA
Messenger RNA from Pangasianodon hypophthalmus (striped catfish), 7171 nucleotides. It is a transcript of the gene brpf3a, whose product is annotated as bromodomain and PHD finger containing, 3a. Gene Ontology annotation, molecular function: protein binding. NCBI's taxonomy places the organism in Eukaryota, Metazoa, Chordata, Actinopteri, Siluriformes, Pangasiidae. Gene Ontology annotation, biological process: regulation of transcription by RNA polymerase II. Bases 1084 to 4611 code for a protein of 1175 amino acids. The record is from RefSeq and is a predicted model, not a curated record. The transcript has 13 exons. Gene Ontology annotation, cellular component: MOZ/MORF histone acetyltransferase complex.